Messenger RNA from Penicillium hordei, 2229 nucleotides. RefSeq lists its product as uncharacterized. Gene Ontology annotation, molecular function: zinc ion binding; DNA binding; DNA-binding transcription factor activity, RNA polymerase II-specific. The transcript has a single exon. The coding region runs from base 1 to 2229 and encodes 742 amino acids. Gene Ontology annotation, cellular component: nucleus. NCBI's taxonomy places the organism in Eukaryota, Fungi, Ascomycota, Eurotiomycetes, Eurotiales, Aspergillaceae. The record is from RefSeq and is a predicted model, not a curated record. Gene Ontology annotation, biological process: regulation of DNA-templated transcription; DNA-templated transcription.
AUGUUGACGUUCAGCCAUCUAGACGCAGACGCAUUCGAGAACCCCAAGAAAAACAGCGGCCGAAAAAGACCCCGCUUUCGGGAGCCCAUAGCAUGUAACCAUUGUCGAAAAUCCAAAGUGCGCUGCGAUCGCAAGUCACCAUGCAAACCGUGCCAAGAUCGUGGAGUAGACACACAGUGCACUUACUCCCGUUCCAAAAUUCCAGCAGUCUCGCAAUCUGCCAAACCAACAGUGUCCCCUCAAAGCACAGAGAUCGAUCAACUCGUCUUAGAGCAGCUGACUCCCCUCUCCUCUGAUGGCGAAAUCCUCAAUCUACCAUCGGUUUUGCCCCACAACCCGACCACUGUCAGUCAUGCCAAUAGUGCCUUUAAAGGGUCAAACUUCAAAACAAGGCUGAUUGGUGGCACGCAUUGGAUGGCCGUAUGCACCGAUUUGCCCGUAAUAGGGGCCAUGCUAGAGAAGACCGUUGAUUUUCAACCGACGUGGAGAACUUUUGCGGAAGUCAAAUCUCUCCUUCGUGUCGCAAAUUCGGUACCAGCUGGCGUGAAUGGAGACAGCAAGAAUCUACUAACUCUCCUUCCCGAUCGAUCAACCUGCGAAAAUUGGAUGAAGCGAUUUUAUGAAACAUAUGGUAGAAUCUACUAUGUGAUCGACCAGAACUGCCUGAUGACGGAGCUGGAGGAAAUAUUUAUCGCAUCCGUCGAAGUCAAUGAAGUGCACAUUCUCAAGAUUCUGUUGGUCAUUGCGAUUGCCAUGCAGACCGACAACUCGUACCGGCUACGCGGACGUCUGUUACUACAAGAAGCGGAGAGCCGUAUUCAUACAUCGACACAGUUCCAAAAACCUUGUGUCGGCGUCAUGCAGGUUUUAUUGUUCUUGAUCAUUAUGAAGGCCAUCACUGCCUCUGACUCUGACAAGAUUUAUAGCCUCACAGGUACCAUAGGGCUGACUACGCAAAUGGCGCUGAGCAUGGGCUUGCAUAGGGAUCCGGCGUUGUUCCCCAGUGUCACUCCUUACUAUGCAGAAGUUCGAAAACGAUUAUGGGCCUGUUUCUUUCGAUUGAACCUUGACUAUUGCAUCCGGAGUGGAUCAAGCUUUGGUAUUCGACUGGAAGAUGUGGACUGUCCCCUCCCGAGCUGUAUCGACCUUUCGACCCUUGACCCAGGAACAAUGGAACCGGCUACCGUGUUGAACCAGGCCGAGGAAGCAACGGACCAAGCAUUCAAUAUUGCUGUAAUGAAGCUUGCCAUAGUGAGGGCUCCAUUACACCAGCGACUCUGUUCCACAACUCCUGAAUUAUCAAGUGAAGUACGGGAUCGAAUGCGCGCUUCAUUCCAUAAGAUCUUGCGCGAGUUGCCUUCGAAUCUGCAAGAGGGAGCUUCAUCAUGCAGUCCAAUUGAAAAGCUUCAGCAAGCCUUGUUGUCAAUUCAGGUGCAUAGCUUCAUGAUUAUUAUCACACUCAAUUUUGUCCUAGGGGUCCCUUCUCAUACUUCGCAGCGGAGCGAUCUCUAUGAAUUAUGGGACAAUUCAGUGUCCAUUCUCCAUCAGUUGCAGGAAGUCCUACAGAGCGGCGCUCAGCUGUCUGGCGUGGCCUACCAUAUACUUUGGACCGACCUUGCCCGCGCAGCAUUGACCGCAUGUUUGGUUGUUGGUCGCCUGCGGAGGAUCAAUAUGGGAGCAUCCGUCUCCAACAACCCCCAGCCCACCCUGGUCAUCUUUCAACAGCUUUUGCUGAAAUACCUAGACUCUUUAUCGCAGAUUUUAGCGGGAAGAUAUCACCUCGGGCCUGUUGCAGCGAAGACGAGACUUUUCCUUGCUGUCGCAACAACUAUCACCUCAAGCCUGGUCGACGACUUUGACGGCUCAAAACAGGGUUCCAACUUCUUACAGGUCGGCAUCAAAGCUGCCGAGGAGGUCGUAACUGAGAUGGAACGUUCUCUGAAACGGGAAAACCAAGAUCAAACACCUGCCUUACUUGGAUUCAACAGCGCAACGACAACAGCUCCACCAAGUGUCCCCACCCCUCUUACAGCAGACUGGAUGGACCAUGCACAACUCCCAGAUCACUUAAUUCAGACCUUGUUUCCGAACGACUGCGACUUUUACCAGAGCUCAGAGUCUCCGGGUAUGGGUAUGCAGUCUGGUUUAUGUUUUCCAUAUUCCAUGGUGCCAUUCAAAUCUACAUCGACGAUCCAAUCCACGACUAACCUCUUGUGGGAAGACACAUAA